Orbilia oligospora ATCC 24927 is the source of this 318-nucleotide messenger RNA. RefSeq lists its product as uncharacterized. Gene Ontology annotation, molecular function: protein-disulfide reductase activity. NCBI's taxonomy places the organism in Eukaryota, Fungi, Ascomycota, Orbiliomycetes, Orbiliales, Orbiliaceae. Bases 1 to 318 code for a protein of 105 amino acids. The record is from RefSeq and is a predicted model, not a curated record. The transcript is spliced from 3 exons.
AUGGUUGCCGAAAUCAAGAGCCAGAAGGAAUUCACCGACCUCAUCGCUGGGGAUAAAGUCACCGUCGUCGACUUCCACGCCACAUGGUGCGGUCCUUGCAAGCAAAUCGCCCCAUUCGUCGAAAAGCUAUCGGGGGAAUUCAAAGACGCCAAUUUCGUCAAGGUCGAUGUCGAUGAGGUCACCGAUGUUGCCGCCGAGUGUGGUGUCAGAGCUAUGCCUACAUUCAUGAUCUUCAGAGGAGGCGAAAAAGUCAGCGAAGUCGUUGGCGCCAAUCCGGCUGCCCUCAAGGCUGCCGUCGCUACCGCCGUCAAGGCGUGA